CUGACGGGAAAGAAGCACGCACGGGGGUGGCUGCUCGGACCUCGGGACCGCUGCUGGAGCUGAAGCGGAGUGCCGGAGCGCUCAGGCAGCGCUGCCUGCUGCCGGGAAGGGGGCCGGGCUGGGAGCACCGUUCCUCCUCGCUGCACCAUGACAGAUGAAAGCAAAGGAGAAGGCAAGGGGGAGAGCGGGAAGGACUUGGAGAAGCAGCUUCGCUUGCGCGUCUGCGUCCUCAACGAGCUGCUCAAGACCGAGCGGGACUACGUGGGCACGCUGGAGUUCCUGGUGUCGGCUUUCCUUCACCGGAUGACCCAAUGUGCUGCAGCUAAAGUGGAUAAAAAUGUCACAGAAGAGACAGUUAAGAUGUUGUUUUCAAAUAUUGAAGAUAUUCUUGCAGUGCACAAAAACUUCCUGUCCCUGGUGGAGGAGUGCUUACAGCCAGAACCUAAUGCGCAGCAUGAAGUUGGAACCUGCUUUCUUCAUUAUAAAGAGAAAUUCCGUAUCUAUGAUGAAUACUGCAGUAACCACGAGAAGGCACAGAAAGUUCUACUAGACCUUAACAAAAUAAGAACAGUGCGGACAUUUCUUUUGAAUUGCAUGCUCCUUGGAGGACGCAAGAACACAGAUGUACCGUUGGAGGGAUAUCUAGUUACACCAAUACAGAGAAUAUGCAAGUAUCCCCUUCUUUUGAAGGAGUUACUGAAGCGGACUCCGAGGAAGCACAGUGACUAUGCGGCACUAAUGGAAGCCCUCCAGGCCAUGAAAGCUGUCUGUUCCAACAUAAAUGAGGCCAAGAGACAAAUGGAAAAAUUAGAGUUUUUGGAAGAAUGGCAGUCUCAUGUUGAAGGAUGGGAGGGGUCCAAUAUCACAGACACGUGCACAGAAAUGCUGCGAAGUGGACUACUACUGAAAAUUUCAGCGGGAAAUAUCCAAGAGAGGAUAUUUUUUCUUUUUGAUAACCUUUUGGUCUACUGCAAAAAAAAGCACAGGCGACUGAAGAACAGCAAAGCAUCUACAGAUGGCCACCGUUACCUUUUCCGGGGCAGAAUAAACACAGAAGUGAUGGAAGUAGAGAACGUAGAUGAUGGAACAGCUGACUACCACAGCAGUGGCCACGCUGUUAUUAAUGGCUGGAAGAUACACAACACAGCAAAAAACAAAUGGUUUGUGUGCAUGGCAAAAACCCCUGAAGAGAAGCAAGAAUGGCUGGAAGCUAUUUUGAAAGAGCGAGAAAGGCGAAAAGGUUUAAAGUUGGGGAUGGAACAGGAUACUUGGGUGAUGAUCUCUGAGCAAGGAGAAAGACUGUACAAAAUGAUGUGCAAACAAGGGAAUCUCAUCAAAGACAGGAAGAGGAAAUUAACCACUUUCCCCAAAUGCUUUCUUGGAAGUGAAUUUGUGUCCUGGUUGUUGGAAAUUGGAGAGAUACACAAAUCUGAAGAAGGUGUUCAUCUUGGCCAAGCUUUAUUAGAGAAUGGCAUUAUCCAUCAUGUUACAGAUAAGCACCAAUUCAAACCUGAACACAUGCUGUACAGAUUCCGAUAUGAUGAUGGAACAUACUACCCCAGAAAUGAGAUGCAAGAUGUGAUCUCUAAGGGUGUAAGACUGUACUGUCGCCUUCACAGUCUGUUUACCCCAGUAAUUAGAGAUAAAGAUUAUCACUUGAGAACAUACAAAUCUGUGGUCAUGGCUAACAAACUUAUUGACUGGUUAAUUGCACAGGGGGACUGCCGGACAAGGGACGAAGCUAUGAUAUUUGGUGUGGCUCUUUGUGAUAAUGGGUUUAUGCACCAUGUGUUAGAGAAAAGUGAAUUUAAAGAUGAACCACUGCUGUUCCGUUUUUAUGCGGAUGAAGAAAUGGAAGGGUCAAAUAUGAAGCACAGACUCAUGAAACAUGAUCUGAAAGUAGUAGAAAAUGUCAUAGCCAAGUCAUUACUGAUUAAAUCGAAUGAAGGCACCUAUGGUUUUGGUUUAGAAGAUAAAAAUAAGGUGCCAAUUAUUAAAGUGGUGGAGAAAGGAUCAAAUGCUGAGAUGGCAGGUUUGGAAGUCGGGAAAAAAAUCUUUGCCAUUAAUGGUGACCUGGUUUUUUUGAGACCCUUCGGUGAAGUGGAUUGCUUCCUGAAAGCAUGUUUAAACAGCAGAAAGCCCCUGCGGGUUCUUGUGAGCACGAAACCACGGGAGACAGUGAAGAUUCCUGACUCUGCAGAUGGACUUGGAUUCCAAAUCCGGGGCUUUGGCCCAUCGGUUGUCCAUGCUGUUGGGAGAGGAACAGUGGCAGCUGUGGCAGGUCUCCACCCUGGCCAAUGUAUAAUCAAAGUGAAUGGAAUUAAUGUCAGCAAAGAGACUCAUGCAAGUGUUAUUGCUCAUGUGACAGCAUGCAGGAAGUACAGGCGGCCAAUGCAGCAAGAUUCUAUACAGUGGGUUUACAACAGCAUUGAAAGUGCACAGGAAGAUCUUCAGAAAACAAACAUGAAGCCCUCUGGAGAUGAUGGAGGAGAUGCCUUUGACUGCAAAGUAGAAGAGGUAAUUGACAAAUUUAACACCAUGGCAAUAAUUGAUGGGAAGAAAGAUCACGUGAGUCUGACUGUUGACAAUGUUCAUCUGGAGUAUGGAGUGGUUUAUGAGUAUGACAGUACAGCUGGAAUUAAGUGCCACGUGUUAGAAAAAAUGAUUGAACCAAAGGGAUUUUUCAGUUUGACUGCAAAGAUUCUUGAAGCACUGGCAAAAAGCGAUGAACAUUUUGUGCAGAAUUGCAACAGUCUUAAUUCCUUAAAUGAAGUGAUCCCCACUGAGCUUCAAAGUAAAUUCAGUGUCAUUUGCAGUGAAAAAAUUGAACACAUCUAUCGAAGAAUCUCUAGUUAUAAAAAGUUUUCAAGAGUAUUAAAAAAUAGAGCUUGGCCUACCUUCAAACAAGCUAAGUCAAAGAUUUCACCACUUCACAGCAGUGACUUCUGUCCAACCAAUUGCCAUAUCAAUGUGAUGGAAGUAUCUUACCCUAAAACCUCAACUUCCCUUGGAAGUGCCUUUGGUGUACAGUUAGACAGCAGAAAACAUUCUUCACAUGAAAAGGAAAAUAAAAACACUGAUCAAGGUAAACUGAAUCCCAUGAUUUAUGUCCAACAUACCAUUACUACUAUGGCUGCCCCAUCAGGACAGUCGCUUGGCCAGCAAGAGGGCCAUGGUCUGAGGUACCUCUUAAAAGAAGAAGAUUUAGAAACACAAGAUGUCUAUCAAAAAUUGCUGUUCAAAUUACAAGCUGCACUGAAAGAGCUGGAAACAUGUGUCUGUCAAAUAGAUGACCUUCUUUCUUCAAUAACAUAUUCUCCCAAAUCAGAACGUAAAACACCUGAAUCUUUAAUACCAGCAGACAGUGAUAAUGAAAAGGGGGAAAGGAAUGGGAAGAAAGUCUGUUUCAGCAUGACAGGUGAUGAACAAGAAGAUUCUGGUCAUGAUACCAUCAGCAACAGGGAUUCUUACAGUGAUUGCAACAGCAAUAGGAACUCCAUUGCCUCAUUCACCAGCAUUUGUAGCAGUCAGUGCAGUUCUUAUUUUCACAGUGACGAAAUGGAUUCAGGUGAUGAGCUUCCCAUAAGUGUUCGGAUAUCGCAUGAUAAACAGGACAAGCUCCAUAGCUGUUUGGAGCAUCUUUUUGGUCAAGUCGAUUCAAUUGUGAAUCUUCUGAAAGGACCAGCUGUGAAUAGGGCCUUUGAACAGACAAAAUACUUUACACCAGGUCGAGGCCUCCAAGAGUUUCAGCAGGAAAUGGAACCGAAGCUUAACUGUCCAAAGAGGCUACGACUUCACAUCAAGCAAGACCCUUGGAACCUCCCCAGCAGUGUCCGGAGUCUUGCCCAGAAUAUCAGAAAAUUUGUUGAAGAGGUGAAAGCACGAAUACUCUUGGCUCUUCUUGAGUAUACAGAUAGCGAGAUACAACUGAGGCGAGACAUGGUCUUCUGUCAGAGCCUGGUGGCCACAGUAUGUGCUUUUUCAGAGCAGCUAACGGUGGCCUUGAAUCAGAUGUUUGACAACAACAAAGAAUAUGAAAUGGAGACACUGGAGGCCAGCAGAAGGUGGUUGGAACAGAUAGCCAGUGCAGGUCUUCUCCUUCAUUUCCAGUCCCUGCUCUCGCCUAACCUGGCUGAUGAACAAGCCAUGCUAGAAGAUACAUUGGUUGCACUGUUUGACUUGGAAAAAGUUACUUUUUACUUCAGGCAAUCAGAGCCAGAACCACUAGUUGCAAAUGUACCAAUCACAUACCAAGCAGAAGGAAGUCGGCAAACUCUGAAGGUUUACUUCUACCUUGAUGGUUACCAUUUUGAACAGCUUCCACAAAGGCUGAAGAAUGGAGGGGGGUUUAAAAUUCACCCAGUACUUUUUUCACAAGCAUUAGAGAGCAUGGAAGGAUAUUAUUAUAGAGACAAUGUCUCAGUAGAAGAAUUUCAAGCUCAGAUUAAUGCAGCCUCACUAGAAAAAGUCAAGCAGUAUAACCAGAAACUACGGGCAUUCUACCUGGACAAGUCAAACUUGCCUCCAAAUUCAACAUCUAAAGCGGCUUAUAUAGAUAAGCUGAUGAGGCCUCUCAAUUGCCUGGAUGAACUUUACCGACUGAUAGGAUCCUUCAUCCGAUCCAAGCGCACCGCUGCCUGCGCGUACACUGCAUGCAGUGCUUCUGGAGUUGGGUUGCUUUCCGUGUCAUCAGAACUCUGUAGCAGGCUUGGAGCUUGUCAUAUCAUUAUGUGCAACAGUGGAGUUCACCGCUGCACCCUGAGUGUUACCCUGGAGCAGGCAAUCAUUCUGGCUAGGAGCCACGGGCUCCCUCCUCGCUACAUCAUGCAAGCUACAGAUGUCAUGCGCAAACAAGGUGCAAGGGUACAAAACACAGCCAAGAACUUAGGAGUCAGGGAUCGAACACCACAGUCUGUGCCAAGGUUAUACAAGCUAUGCCAGCCACCACCACCUGUUGGAGAAGAAUGAGGAGAACUGCUCCAGAAAAUAAUCCAGUAAUGGCCUUCAGGAUACUGGGACUACAUGACAAAAUAUAACUGCACUGUAGCAGUAUGUGCCUGGGGCUUUGAUAAAUAAAAAACUCCUUUACUCAGGAUAAAGAAAGAAAUACCCUAAUUGUUCUCUGUUGGCAUCGAAAAAUGACUUCAGAAAGCGCUUUCUGGAAUCUGUGCACUCCAGCCUUACACUAGUGAAACAGGAAUCGUCCUUGGGAAUUUUACACUGGAAACAGAUUAAUUUGGUUUGUUUUGUUCAGCCACAUGAUAGGUAUAGUCAGCAGCUUGAAAACAAAUGUCUUGUUCACUUGUACUCUAUUUAGAAGGCAUCAAUAUGGAAAGAAUAAAAGCCUUAGAUAAACUAGGCUUGAUAAUGAGUAUGCACUUCAUAAGGGGCCCUUUGCACUGAUAAUCCCUUUUCUCCUGUCACCAUCAUGAUUCCUCAGAACAAUGACAUUGCUGUUUCAAGGAUAUAAUGCAAGUGAGGCUUAAAGAUGGAAAACUCCCCUUAGAAUGGUAUAGACUGUGCAGGCAGACUGCUGCUAUCAGUGUACGCUUGUCAUCAGUAAACUCAGCCGUGUCUUAGGCAGUCCAUUGUCAUACUCCUUUAGAAGGAGUACCUACAUGGCAUAUGAAGUUUUGCCCUUUUUCAGUUGCCAUUAUAAUGAAGAAGGGUAAGUCUGAUCUUCAUCCACAGUUAGACUGAAUUUCAGACUCUUGUCUAAUGGAUGUUUUCCAUUCUUGAGCUUCUGCAUUUCAGUAUUUCAGAGUUCUUGUAUAGUACUACCCUAGUGAGGAUAAGGCAGUAUUGUUAUGUUUAACUGGAAAUGUCUGUGGUUUAAAUUGAAGCAUAGUUUUGGGGGGGUGAUGUUUUAUGCUACCAUUUCCCAUAUUUUAUCAGAAUUGUUUCAGUUCUUUGGACAGGUAUUUGUCACAGAUGUAUUUCGAAGUUCUAUUGAGUGUUUAGAGGGCCAGGUAAAAUAUAUCUGCAUUUGGCUGUUCUUUUGGCCAAAGGAUUUUCAGAGAAAAUGCCCCCAAAUGAGUUUUCCUCUGUGAACACAUUAGAACAAAAACUAUAUUGUGAAAUAGUUCUACUUGUAGCAGUAGCUAUGCGUUCUGUUAGAGCAGGACAGACACUGUCUGUAUAAAAACGUUUUGUACAACAGCAGCCUAUAGUUACGCUGUAGCAGUCAAACCUCACAAUGUAAUUGUUACAUAUUAUCUAAUUAUUUAUGAAAUCUUCAACAAAUAUGUUAAUCCACAGUGAAGUAAGUGAGAAUUCAAAAUGAGCUAUAGUCUUGUAGAGAGGGGUUUUUUUAUAUAGAAUAUCUAGGGGACUUGUUGCUUUUCUGCAAAGGAGGAGUUAGAGCUCCUACCUUUUUCAGUGUUCUUAAUGUUUUUACACAAACUUUAACUUUGCUAAGAAAAUAAAUAUUUUUAUAUAUCUACAGAUAUAUAUGUGCAUAUAUGGGAGUUUCAGUCUGUUUGUAUUUAUGUAGUCAUAUCAGUUACUGAUACAACCUUAAAAAUAGAAUGUUUGCCUUAAACUGUGACAAAGACAUGCAGUAAUGAACACUUCAGUAACAAUUUUGCCUUUGUACUUUGAAGUUUACACUCUUUCAUAGUUACUGGAAGCUUUGGGAUUACAGUCUUUUUUAUUAAAAAACAAAAUAGAAAACAGAGUUUUACUCUCUAGAAACUCACAUUUUUCUCUAGGGUGACCUAAUGCUUGUGCAUAAUAAGAGUCACGAUAUCUAGAGUUACUCUUCUAGUCAGGAUCUCACAUUUUUGGAUGCGUUUUAAUCAGAGAGGCAAUAUUGAUGAAGGUAAUUCCCUCUCCAGGAAAAAGCACCAAAAGCAUCAGUUUCUGCUCAUUUAGCCACCAGGAGUACAGAGAAGCCAUAAGCUCCUCAUGCCAAGGAUGGUAUUGGUGUCAGCCCCAGCUGCAAGCUCGCAUUUUCCUGUGAGGUUCACCCAUGAGUUUUGGCUUUUCAAUACAAAGCAAGUCAGCUGUCAGCUGCAUGGCACUGAUACUCCUCUGUAAGACAAAAUAACCUAGAGGACAAAAUCUGUUGCAUGCACCCACAUUACUGUAACUAGUCAUCCUUUUUUUUCUGUUGCAUUGAAAAUGGUGGGGAGUGCAAAUGUGCCAAACUAGUCUGCUGGUAUAAUAUGGGAAUUGUCUAGUUUGUCUCAUCAUUGAAAGCAUGGAGUAAUUUGUAAACACUGAGGGACAUACGGUUAUGAGCCAGUCACUGGACCAGAUUCUUUAGCUACUGUUUCAUGAAUGUGCAUCAGAAAUCUUGACCUCUUGGGUUUUGUAUCUAAUUUGUAGUUCUUUAGUGUUUUUUUCCCCCUCUAGAGGCAGUUUUCAAAAACUUACUCAGCACUAUGAGCUUUAUUGGUGGCCCAUACUGCAAAAUAAAGUAUUUAGCCUGAUGUCAGAGAGGCUGAGAAGCUUCAGCCCUGCUUUUUUGAGAUUACAGGUAGCACCUAAAGAUAGGAUUUCCAGAGGAAAUUGAGUAUAGGUGUCCCACUGACUGGCUGUGGAAAGAGCAUGCCUAAUUUCUCAAAAUGUCCUUCAAAAGCCAAUGUUUUCUUGAAACAUUGUGCAGGCUUUUCAAACUGCGUUUUUUGUCACUCUGUGUUCAGAGCACACUGCACAUUGUAACUCAUCUGACUUCUAAUAAUCUUAGAUGAACCUUUAAGCAGGCCAUUCUUAAAUUGUGAAUUUACAUAUAUUGAUUAUUGAACCUAUUUAUGUUGUUUGGCAUAUGUAGAGGACAUCUUUUUUCCUUACGCAAGGUGCACUUGCAGAGUAAAAGGAAUCCAUUCUUAUCGCAGUGUGUUUGUCCUCCCAUAAAUUUUUAGACUUUGAGAUGACAAGAAUUGAUGACCAAGAGUGAUGAUUUACGAGAGCUGAAACACCCAUAGCUUGUUAAAUCUUUGCUUCUACAGCAACAGAUUAUGCAGCCUAUUUUUACAACAGCGUGUUGUACUGGUUUAGGGAAAGCAUUCUGUAUGCAAUUUUUACUUUUUCAUCCAAGACAAGUUCAGUUCUGGGAAUAAAUUCAAGAAUCUAGAGAUAUACAUUAGCAAAUAGUAACUACUGUGCCUCUGUGGUGGUCUAUGGGAGAGGUACAGGAGAUAUAACAGCUGAAAACAGAGGGUUAAUGGCCAAGGAACAGAUAAGUUGUCAUAGAGCUCAUGGUUGGAGAGAACUUAUAUUUUGACUUUUCUGGUAGAGCCGAGUCUAUCUUUGUAACCAUUAUCCAUGAAUAGUAGAAUGCUAAACACUCUUUAUGAAAUGAGCAUUGGUUCAGACAAUUCCCCACAUUAAGUAUGUUGUAAAACUUACUUUUCUUGUAGAUGAUAAAUGAAUUCUAAAAUGUGUGUAUUCCAGUUUCUCAAUGUCAAACAUUUUUGUGUUUAGGGAUCCAUUUUAAAGCAUUCCUGAAUCAGCUGAACCCACCAACCAAUUUUAUGUCUAGAGUAGCGGUCUUUCAUGGCUUUUUAGGUAGUUUUCACUGGGUUUUAGAAAAUGCAUCAGGUUUUCAGGUUGUUUUUUACUUGUUUGUUUCAAUGCAGUCAAUAGUGGUCAGAACUGCUUUUCUACUGUUUUAGAGCCAAAACAAUUAAGUUGACGAGGAUUUAUGGUAAUUGUAUUUCAUUUCAUUUGUUAGAAGCCCCUAAUGGAAAAAAAAAUAACCAGUUUUAUUGAUCUGGUUUUACCCAGAGAAAUUCACAAGCAAACAACAGUGAUUUUUUUUUUUCGUAUCUGUGUUUUAUUAAUUCAUUGUCAGAUGUUGUGUGUGUGUGUGUGUGUGUGUAUAUAUAGAUAUAUUUAAGACAAUUGCCUGAAUGUGAGUAUGCACAUCAUGGUUAAGCAUGAUGCUCAAAAAAAGGAAAGGAUCUUGCAUUUAUUUUCAUUUAAGUUGUGAAAUCAAUAGCUGUGGCAUAUAUGCAUAUUGUUCUGUACUCUUUACAGAUACUUCAUGGCUAUGUCUGCCAGCAUUUUACGCAUAUUUUGCACCAUUUUUGUUUAACAUCAUGAAAAGAGGAGACUUCCUCAUGCUAAUGCAUUGCCUUAAGUAUUUUAUCUCUGUACUUGUUUUCUAAUUGUACUCCAGCAGUACACUGGCAUUGGUAAAUUAGAUGCACAGUAUAUACCUGUCUCAGGAUUUUUCAUCAUUAGGUUUUGAAGUAUAAAAAGAUACUGAACCCAUAUUUUUGUAUGCUGAUAAUUGUGUAGGGUUUUUUAUAUACUGUGUAUAUCAAUCAAGUUUUCCUGAAGAAAAUGUGUUAUUAGGAACGUUUCCCUUUUCCUGCUAGAAGAUGUGGGUUUGGUUUUUGUUAUGUAUGUAUAAAUGAAUAUACAGUAUGCACCGUCACGCAGAUCUUGACACCAGCGAGAAAUUUCAGAUUGUUCAAGGGCCAAUCAAGUAGUCAUUUCACAUGUUCUUCUCCAAAAAUAACAUCUCCACGCUAGAAAUCAUAUGGCUAGAGUGGAACUACUUCAGAAAUAACUUCUGCUUCAGUUUGAGACUCUGGUAGAGUGCUCAAAGUAGCUGGGCCAUUUCUGCAAGUACUUAGAUUUGGACUUUUAUGGGAAUAUCCACAAUGUCUUUUGUGGGGAUGUGUCCCCUACCUGUACCAUGUACCAGAUUUAAAAGACUAAGCAGCCCUAUUAACUUCUUAACACCUUGUAUAUAGUGUAUGUAUUUGGUUACACUUGUGUAACACUUUAAAACGAACUUAAUUUCUGCAUUGAGUAUUGCACACAUUUUUCAAAUGAAGAAUAUAUUGUUUGUAACAUCUCAUUAAGCACAAGAGAGCAUUGCUGCUUUGCAAUAUUAUGUAUAAGUACAGCCAUACACAAAAUAUCGUGGUGAGCUUUUGUUUGAAAACAGUCAAACCAGCAGCUCUAUGGGUAGUUGAAUUUGUUAGAAGUAACCUUUGGAAUUUAAUGUUAAAUAUCCUUGAAACAUGAAUUAAAGUUAGUUUUUCCUUUUUUUUUUUUUGAUGUAAAGUGCUCAUGUAGCUUACUUUGAAACAGUUCCUCUAUUGAUUAUGGGUUAAACUAAUACUGUGUACUUUUAGAUCUAUGGUUUAUUUUUUUAGUCUACAUAUAAAAGACUGGAAUGGUAACAAUGUAUUGCAAAAUGUCACACAGCAAUAAAACCAUUCAUAAUAUGGC
This is a messenger RNA of Colius striatus (speckled mousebird), 10191 nucleotides long. RefSeq names its product phosphatidylinositol-3,4,5-trisphosphate dependent Rac exchange factor 2 (gene PREX2). NCBI's taxonomy places the organism in Eukaryota, Metazoa, Chordata, Aves, Coliiformes, Coliidae. Bases 148 to 4968 code for a protein of 1606 amino acids. The transcript has 41 exons. The record is from RefSeq and is a predicted model, not a curated record. Gene Ontology annotation, biological process: intracellular signal transduction. Gene Ontology annotation, molecular function: guanyl-nucleotide exchange factor activity; protein binding.